UUCUAUACUGGGAAUUUAUAAACAAUGUAAAUGUCACGAGACAAAGGUUCAAAUUUCACUUCAUAUUACUUACAUCUGACAUUCAAACGAAUUAUUUAUAGUGAUAUUGGUUUAUGAACAUCCAGAGACAAUCAUGGCACACAAUCUACUUGUGAAAACACUUGUUAUAGUAACCUUAUUUGGUGCCAAAGUUGCUAGAAUUUUUGACAAGGAAAUGGCGUCGGAAAAAUUAUUUUCACUGCACAACUACCGCUACCGAAGUGUUAACAAUAGUGAGGCAUAUGACCUCUGGAAGCUAUGGGUGAGGUUCAAUGACAAAUGGUAUAAGACAUCUCAGGAAGAAUUCAAAAGAUUUGAAAUAUUUAAAGGCAAUUUGGAAACCAUUAAAAAUUUGAAUAUCCAAAACAAAGAUGCUGAAUUUGCCUUGAAUCAUUUUGCUGACAUUUCGCAUGAUGAGAUGAAAUCCAAGAUUUUGAUGCCAAAAAGAAAGGCGCCUGUGUUUGAGAAGGAGCGCUAUAUAGUACAGAAUCAUGGUCAUGUGACAUUACCUGCUGAGUUUGACUGGAGGGACCAUGGUGUUGUUACUGCAGUGAAAAACCAAGGGUCAGCAGGAUCAUGUUGGGCAUUCAGUACAGUUGGCAACCUAGAAGGUAUCUGGGCUCUAGCUGGGCACACACUGACAAAUCUUUCGGUGGAGCAGAUCGUUGAUUGUGAUGGGACAAAAGAUGCAGCACAUCACCAUGCCGACUGUGGAAUAUUUGGUGGAUGGCCAUACCUUGCUUACCAGUAUGUCAUACGGGCUGGAGGGAUUGAAUCUGAUAAGAGCUUACCAUAUUGUAGUGGCUUUGGAGGGGCCCCAGGUCAGUGCUUCAUGUGCCAGGCUAAAGGCUUUAAUAAAACCCUAUGUGGACCUCCUAUACCCUGGUGCAACCAAACCUGUAGUGACGUCCUGGAUAGAAGCAAAUUCAUCCCUGGCUUGAAGGUCUCCAACUGGAAAGCUGUUGAUAGCAAUGAGACAAUUAUCGCUGAACAACUCAUCAAACUUGGACCACUGUCAAUCGCUUUAAAUGCUGAACUCCUUGUGUUUUACCAUAGUGGAGUAUUUGACCCCUGGGCUACAUUCUGUCCCCCUGAUGAGCUUGACCAUGCAGUGCUUCUGGUCGGCUUUGGAAAGUAUAAGGGAUGGUUCCAUACAACAGACUACUGGUUGGUUAAGAAUUCCUGGGGUCCUAGCUGGGGUGAGAAUGGAUAUUUUAGGAUCAGCCGUGGAAAGGGAACGUGUGGAGUGAAUACUGCUGUGACAACUGCUGAGCUAUAGACAUGAAAAGGUCAGCUUCGUAGUGGACAAUAUGAUGAAACUGGAACAGUAUAUGGUGACUGUUCAAGGACUUUAAUCUCAGAUAUUAAAUCUAAGAAAGGUCUGGUUUCUUUCAGGACACGAAACAAGGGGAUUUCCCGAGAAUUUGUCACUGAAAUUUUGGUGGUAUCGUAAUGGAUGACUCCAUUGUUCAACAGCAUCAAAAUUUACAGUAAAAAUAUUAUCCAUUUCAAAUAUCAUUUUGCAUGAAUAUACAGUUAUACUGUUUUCUCAACUGAACAAGCUUCUGAUUACCAGAUCACUGGUAUAUAUAUUAAGAUUAAAUGUUUGAAAAGUUUGAUCAAGAUGCUUUAACAUGACAUUUCAUCUCACAUAAUAGACAAAGUGUUACAUUAAGUACCACAGUACAACCUGUAUAGGUGGAACACCUUUGGUACCUCUAAACAGUGUUCCACUUGGG
This is a messenger RNA of Owenia fusiformis, 1778 nucleotides long. The record is from the annotation of a GenBank genome assembly. Lineage: Eukaryota; Metazoa; Annelida; Polychaeta; Sabellida; Oweniidae.